UUUAGCAGUUUCAUAUGUGAUUGACGGUGAUCUUAGAUCACACGUAUCCGACGUCUGGGUCUCCCUUCGAUAGCUCGGUUUCCGCGGGUCCAUAUCGGUGCUUUGCAGCUUCCAAUCGAUAUAAAUAAGCUACGGAGAUCUGCUGUUCGUAGAUAAUUAAAAUGACAAUUUGAUUUUCGAGUAGCACACCCUGGAUUACCUAGAAGUGUGACAGGUUCAUUUCAUCCCUUCAUGCUAUCUGUGAUGCUAAACUAUACAAACAUGGAUGUUCUUGGAAAAACUGAAGAGUGACGACAAGCUUGCAACCACUUGUGCAGUCUACGUACGCCGUCUAUAGUUAGCACCGGAUGAUGUAACCAAUCGAAUUUUCAUUGAAAUAAGUCAAUUUUCUCACUAGGACUGACUGUGGUAGUUAAGCCGCGAAAGUCCACCGUCGGUCAGCCAAGCCCUUGUAGAUAUCUAUAAACUUUAUCGCUCCAAAGCUUCAAAUCUAAUUUCAAUUUGUUUAGAUACUAUUGCAUGAAUGAACCGUUUCCUACUCUUUGGAACCAGCAUAUCAAAAUAGCACCUCAAAGUCAUUCUCUCCUCAAAGAUAACAAACUAAAUUCGACCCUGAUAUAAAAGCUCAAGCUUGCGCCUAGUAUCUGGACAGUUCUUAAAAAUAUGUAGUGCGUCGUGUUACCUGUGUGUGCCCCCUGAGGAAGUUAAUUAAUUGCAAUUAGUAAUUGAGUACCGGUAGUGACGGAGCUGUUUUCCAUAGUGAUUCACUUUAAUCAGCCGCGAUGAUCGGCACAGUGUUAUCAGUUUUGUGGUUGCCGUGGAUAGUGCUUUUUGGUAUUUCGUCGGUUUUUGCCUACAAAUGGCUAACAUCCACCUACGAUUUCUUCGAGAAGAAAAACGUGAAACAUGAAAAGCCAAAACUCUUCUUCGGGAAUUACAGAAGAUUGAUAUUGCGGCAAGAGUCGCUGUUUGAUAUGGUCAAACGAUUUUACUUGAAGUACAAAGAUUACAAAUAUUAUGGAAUAUUUGAAGUACGCAAUCCAGUCCUCGUGCUUGCGAGUCCGGAAAUUAUCAAGCAAGUUGCCGUCAAGGACUUCGAUUACUUCCUCAAUCAUCGAAUCUUCUUGGACGCCGAAGAUGAGCCGCUCAUCGGCAGGUCUCUGAUCGCUUUGAAGGAUCAAUUGUGGAAAGAAAUGCGCGGCACCCUCAGUCACGCUUUCACUGGCAGUAAGAUGCGUCAAAUGUAUCAAUUGGUGGAGGAGUGUAGUCACAACGCUAGCAAGUUUUUAAAAUCCGAAGCCAACGGGAAAACACCGAUAGAAAUGGAGUUGAAAGACCUUUUCACACGUUUCACGAACGACGUGAUUGCAACAUGUGCUUUCGGGAUCCAAGUGAACUCAUUACUGGACAAGGAUAAUAAAUUUUACCAUAUGUCCAGGAAGGCUACGACCUUCUCAGGACUUGCAGCUAUCAAGUUUUUCAUGUUUACGAAUUUUCAUAAAGUAAUCAAGUUUUUCAAGGUGAAAUUGUUCGAUCAGAACUUCUCAAGAUACUUCUACAGCCUCGUGUUGGAUACGAUGCAAGAAAGAGCCAAAAAAGGAAUCAUUCGCCCAGAUAUGAUCCACCUUCUCAUGGAAGCUCGCAGGGGAGCUCUACAAGCAUAUGACAUCGGCAAAUCGGACAUUGAAGAAGGUUUCGCUAUUGUUCAAGAGUCAAGCGUAGGUCAAAACAUAGUGAACCAUAUUUGGACCGAGGACGAGUUGGUCGCCCAGUGCUUUGGAUUCUUCGUCGCAGGUUUCGAAAUGUCAUCCGUUUUAAUGUGCUUUUGUGCUCAAGAGCUUAUGACGAACCCAGAAAUUCAGCAAAAACUGAUUGAGGAAAUCGAUCAAGUUCGGAAAAGUUUGGGGCAUAGACCUUUGACAUAUGAAGUACUUCAACGAAUGCAGUACAUGGAUAUGGUUAUAUCAGAAACAUUGAGGAAAUGGCCACCAGUAGUAGCCACGGAUCGUGUUUGCAACAAGUCUUGUGUAAUUGACGAUCAGGAUGGCAGAGGUGUGAGAAUAUAUCCAGGAGAUCUCGUUUCGAUACCCAUCGUUGGUCUGCACCAUGACCCAGACUAUUACCCCAACCCAGAUAAAUUCGACCCCGAGCGAUUUAGUCCGGAAAAUAAAGACCAAAUACAGCCAUUUACAUAUUUACCAUUUGGGGUGGGUCCAAGGAACUGCAUCGGUUCCAGAUUUGCUUUAAUGGAAGCCAAAGCAAUUAUUUUCCAUUUGCUAUCAGAGUUCACCUUUGAAGCUUCCCCACGAUCUCGCAUUCCAAUAUCGUUGAAAUGGAACAGUUUUCAUUUCAAACCGGAAGGUGGAUUCUGGAUGAAUUUCAAACCUAGAAACAGUACCGGUAGUGACGGGGCUAUUUUACCUAGUGAUUCACCUCAAUCGGUUGCGAUGAUCAGGACAGUGUUAUCUGUUUUGUGGCCCAAGUGGACACUGUUUUUGUGUAUCUUACUUUUUGUUGCCUAUAAAUGGCUAACAUCCACCUACGACUCCUUCAAAAAGAAAAAUGUGAAACAUGAAAAGCCAAAGCUCUUCUUUGGGAAUUACGGUGGAUUAAUACUGCGACAGGAGUCGCUCUAUGAUUUGGUCAAAAGAUUUUACUUGAAAUUCAAAGAUUACAAAUAUUACGGGCUGUACGAAAUGUGCAAUCCAGUCCUCAUUAUAGCCAGCCCCGCAAUUAUCAAACAAGUUGCUGUCAAGGACUUCGAAUACUUCCUCAAUCAUCGGGUUAUCUUGGACGCUGAAGAUGAACCGCUCAUCGGUAACUCUCUGGUCGCUUUAAAGGAUCAACUGUGGAAAGACAUGCGAGGCACCCUCAGUCAUGCUUUCACUGGCAGUAAGAUGCGUCAAAUGUUUCAAUUGGUGGACGAAUGCAGUCAUAAUGCCAGCACGUUUUUGAAAUCCGAAGCAAAAGGGAAAGGACCGAUAGAAAUGGAACUGAAAGACCUUUUCACACGCUUCACCUACGAUGUGAUAGCAACAUGUGCUUUCGGGAUUCAAGUAAACUCUUUACUGGAAAAGGAUAAUCAAUUUUAUCACAUGGCAAGGAAAGCUACGACCUUCUCAGGGACUGCAGCUAUCAAGUUUUUCUUGAUUACGAAUUUUCGUAAAAUGAUGAAGUUUUUCAAAGUCAAGUUGUUCGAUAAAAAAUUCUCAAAAUACUUCUACAGUCUCGUGUUGGAUACGAUGCAAGAAAGAGCCACGAAAGGGAUCAUUCGUCCAGACAUGAUCCACCUUCUCAUGGAAGCUCGUAGGGGAGCUCUGCAAGCAUAUGACAUUGGUAAAUCCGACAUUGAUGAAGGUUUUGCCAUUGUUCAAGAAUCAAGUGUAGGUCAAAACAUGGUGAAUCAUAUUUGGACCGAGGACGAGUUGGUCGCCCAGUGCUUUGGAUUCUUCGCCGCAGGUUUCGAAAUGUCAUCCGUUUUAAUGUGUUUCUGCGCUCACGAGCUAAUGGAGAACCCAGAUGUUCAGCAAAAACUGAUUGAAGAAAUCGAUCAAGUUCGGGAAAGAUUGGAAAAUAGAUCUUUGACAUACGAAAUACUUCAAGGAAUGCAAUACAUGGACAUGGUUAUAUCAGAAACACUGAGAAAAUGGCCACCAACGGCAGCGACAAAUCGGGUUUGCAACAAGCCCUAUGUGAUAGGCAAUGAAGAAGGCGAGGGUGUGAAAUUAUAUCCGGGAGACCUCAUUUCAAUACCCAUCGCAGGCCUUCACCAUGACCCAGCCUACUUCCCUAACCCGGAUAAAUUCGACCCCGAGCGAUUUAGUCCGGAGAAUAAAAACCAAAUAGAUCCAUUCACUUAUCUGCCAUUUGGGAUUGGUCCAAGAAACUGCAUUGGUUCCAGACUUGCAUUGAUGGAAACCAAAGCAAUUAUUUUCCAUCUGCUAUCAGAGUUCACUUUCGAAGCUUCCCCACGAUCUCGUAUUCCAGUAGUGUCGAAAAAAGGUAGCUUUCAACUGAGAGCGAAGGGUGGAUUCUGGAUAAAUUUCAAACCUAGAAAAUAGAUUCACUCUUUGACUGUGAGGUAUGCUCGUAGAAAUAAAGUGAUAAAGUAAGCCAAAAAAAAAAAACAAAAUUUUGUCAGUUCC
Messenger RNA from Hermetia illucens (black soldier fly), 4145 nucleotides. RefSeq lists its product as uncharacterized. Bases 783 to 4061 code for a protein of 1092 amino acids. Lineage: Eukaryota; Metazoa; Arthropoda; Insecta; Diptera; Stratiomyidae. Gene Ontology annotation, molecular function: oxidoreductase activity, acting on paired donors, with incorporation or reduction of molecular oxygen; heme binding; iron ion binding. The transcript is spliced from 8 exons. The record is from RefSeq and is a predicted model, not a curated record.